Salvelinus sp. IW2-2015 is the source of this 1673-nucleotide messenger RNA. The record is from RefSeq and is a predicted model, not a curated record. NCBI's taxonomy places the organism in Eukaryota, Metazoa, Chordata, Actinopteri, Salmoniformes, Salmonidae.
ACUACAGUAGACGUAUUAUAAUCAGCAUUGUUAUUUACAAAAACCUGGAUAUGUGGAACAAACAUAGGGUCAAGUAAUAUGUCUGCCAGAAUGCURUGCUGAAGUUAGUAGUGGAUGAUGCCAGUAAAAGCCAGAAUGGGCUUUAAGUUGACAAAGGCAUUGAGAAAAAUGUGUUAACAUUAAUUGUAAUGAAGGGAAAAUGUAAUGAUGUGACCACAAGCAACAUAGUGGAUUUGUCUGUAUAGCCUAUAAUAUUGUGUUAUCAGCAGCAGAGGACAAUACAAUCUUUGGUUACCGGUUUCCUCCUAUAGAUGGCGCCUGUUGAUCACCAGAGAUAGUCUACGGUAAUCUGUUGAUCAACGGUGUGUUCACUUUGCUGAGAGGGGGCCAUACAAUUAUAUGGGAGGAGGCAGGCCAGGCAGACAGGCGMUUUUUCACUGGGAGCUCCAAGAGCAAAUGUUUACGGUCAGCGGUUUCCUUUUGUGGGCACGACUUAUUUCGUUCGGAAGCGAGAGCAGAGCUUGCUACCUGAGCGGCGUAAACUACUACACCAAUCCGAUCCAGCCUACCUGAACGCAAGGGUGCGCUGGAUAGAAAAACACUGGGAGAAGACGCGCAUAAACGCAUUCCGUGAAGAUACCUUGUUCUCUGCCAUGUKGAUGCGAUGACGGCUGGCUCCAGAGACAAGAGGAAGUGGCUUUUGUGCUCCCCCUACAGAACCAGUCUUUAACACAGACAAACAACGGACACUUUUCGCCAGACGCUUUCUCCCAAGCAUUGAUUUUGCUCUCAUCCCUCUUUGGGUCAUCAUGGAACACCAAGGCCUACUCCCUAUAAUCGUGGUCAUUCUAGUGGUUAUGGGUACAUGUUUGGCCAGGCUUACCCCCCGGGUCUCGUUUCCUAUGGGUACACCCGGGAGGUCUCUUAGCCACUUCGACAGCUCGGACGUCGGCAACACCACCACACUGUUGCUAAGCGACGACGGAGACACGUUGUUUGUGGGAGCGCGGGAUGCAGUUCUAUCAUUGGAUGUCAGCCAGGAGGACGCCAUUGCGAUGAGGAGCAAGUUGGACUGGUCCCCCUCAGUGAUGGACCUGGACGAAUGCUCCAUGAAGGGCAAGAAAAAGGCGGACUGUCCCAACUUCAUCCGGGUGCUGCAGUUCUUGAACUCCACGCACAUCUACGCCUGUGGAACCUUCGCCUUCAGCCCACGCUGCACCUACAUCAACUCUGAGACGUUCUCCCUGGUAACGAGCCCCAGCGGAAAGCCAGAGGAGGGCAGAGGUCGCUGCCCCUAUGACCCCUACCAACGUAACUCGGCCAUCACCGUUGAUGGAGAGCUGUACACUGGAACAGUAGCGGACUACAUGGGAAACCGACCGGUCAUCUCCCGCCACCUCAGCGAGGGCAGCCAUGUUGAUCUGAAGCUGGAUGACACUUUGGGCUGGCUGGAGGAUCCCACUUUCAUCAGCUCCAACUUUGUCCCCAGUGAGGAGAAGAUCUAUUUCUUCUUCAGCAGUGGGCCGCGAGUACGACUUCAUCAACAAGUUCACUGUAUCUCGGAUCGCCCAAGUCUGCACGAGUGACAUUGGGGCCAGCGUACCCUGCAGCGACGCUGGACAACCUUUGCCAAAGCCCAGCUCCUGUGCCAGUCUGACAACGAGCUGCCCUAU